AAAAUACGCGGAAGUGACAGUCGGGAAGCGGUCUGCCUGUCGGGGAGGGAGUCUGCAGAAUUUGACUGAAAGAGCUUAAUCCAAUCCGAUAAAACCAACCGUCUCCCUCUUUUUCUUCACCUCGGCGUCCGCCGCGAUGAUUCUGUUAGAAAUUAAUAACCGCAUUAUCGAAGAGACGCUGACAUUGAAGUUCGACAGUGCAUCCAACGGAACAAAGCCAGAGGCUGUCGAUGUCACAUUUGCAGAUUUUGAUGGGGUGCUGUACCACAUCUCCAACCCAAAUGGAGACAAGAGCAAAGUGAUGGUCAGCAUUUCACUGAAGUUCUACAAGGAGCUGCAGGAGCACGGUGCUGAUGAGCUUUUGAAGAAGGUCUAUGGGAAUUUCCUGGUUUCACCAGAAGCUGGCUAUAAUGUGUCCCUCCUCUACAACCUGGAUGCACUUCCAGCCCAAAAAGAUGAGGUCAUCCACCAGGCGGGAAUGCUCAAGAGAAAUUGCUUUGCCUCUGUUUUUGAAAAAUACUUCAAGUUUCAAGAAGAGGGCAAAGAUGGCGAGAAGACGGCUGUGGUCCCUUACAGAGAUGAUGAAACCAUGUAUGUGGAGGCCAAGAAAGACAGAGUAACGGUGGUGUUCAGUACUGUGUUCAAAGACGAUGAUGAUGUUGUCAUCGGCAAAGUCUUUAUGCAGGAGUUCAAAGAAGGUCGGCGAGCCAGCCACACAGCGCCUCAAGUGUUGUUCAGCCACAGGGAGCCGCCCCUGGAGCUGAAGGACACAGACGCUGCCGUCGGUGACAACAUUGGAUACAUCACCUUUGUCCUUUUUCCUCGUCACACCAAUGCCAAUGCCAGAGACAAUACAAUCAACCUCAUCCACACCUUCAGGGACUACCUGCACUACCACAUAAAGUGCUCCAAGGCCUACAUUCACACACGUAUGAGGGCCAAGACAUCAGAUUUCCUUAAGGUGCUGAACCGUGCUCGGCCUGACGCUGAGAAGAAGGAGAUGAAGACAAUGUCUGGGAAGACAUUUUCCCGCUGAGGCCGACUCGUCCACCAGGGGAAUUCAACUCGCAGCACACUGAGACACCACAUUGAACAGGACUUCAGGACGCCUCUCAGGCCCUGCCUAGCUCCAAAGUAUUUUUUUUGUUUUUUUUUUUUUCCUUCUUUUUAAACAAAAAAUAAUGUUUGCUGUACUUGGGCAAAGCCCAGGCUUAAGAUAAUGGAAAAA
This is a messenger RNA of Thalassophryne amazonica, 1228 nucleotides long. It is a transcript of the gene arpc2, whose product is annotated as actin related protein 2/3 complex, subunit 2. Gene Ontology annotation, molecular function: actin filament binding; structural constituent of cytoskeleton. NCBI's taxonomy places the organism in Eukaryota, Metazoa, Chordata, Actinopteri, Batrachoidiformes, Batrachoididae. The transcript has 10 exons. Bases 137 to 1036 code for a protein of 299 amino acids. Gene Ontology annotation, biological process: Arp2/3 complex-mediated actin nucleation; actin filament polymerization. Gene Ontology annotation, cellular component: Arp2/3 protein complex; actin cytoskeleton. The record is from RefSeq and is a predicted model, not a curated record.